Messenger RNA from Triplophysa dalaica, 2119 nucleotides. It is a transcript of the gene irf4b, whose product is annotated as interferon regulatory factor 4b. The transcript is spliced from 9 exons. Gene Ontology annotation, molecular function: DNA-binding transcription factor activity, RNA polymerase II-specific; RNA polymerase II cis-regulatory region sequence-specific DNA binding; protein binding. Gene Ontology annotation, biological process: regulation of transcription by RNA polymerase II; immune system process. The record is from RefSeq and is a predicted model, not a curated record. Gene Ontology annotation, cellular component: nucleus. Lineage: Eukaryota; Metazoa; Chordata; Actinopteri; Cypriniformes; Nemacheilidae. The coding region runs from base 88 to 1383 and encodes 431 amino acids.
GUCGCAGUCGAAAACUGAACUAAUUACUGACACAUUUCAAACCCGAAAGGUCUGAGGAGGGCACCACGCGCUCCAGUACUUUCUACAAUGUGUUCAGAUGAAGAGCGCGCGAUGAACGGGAGCUCCGGUAACGGAAAGUUGCGUCAGUGGUUGAUCGAGCAGGUGGACAGCGGAAAAUACCCCGGGCUGGUGUGGGAGAACGAGGAGAAGAGCAUCUUCAGAAUACCGUGGAAGCACGCGGGCAAGCAGGACUACAACAGAGAUGAGGAUGCUGCGCUCUUCAAGGCUUGGGCGCUGUUCAAAGGCAAACACCGAGAAGGCAUUGACAAACCUGACCCGCCAACGUGGAAGACGCGCCUUCGGUGCGCACUUAACAAGAGCAACGAUUUCGAAGAGAUCGUGGAGAGAAGUCAGCUUGACAUAUCGGAUCCCUAUAAAGUGUACAGGAUCAUCCCGGAGGGAUCCAAAAAAGUAUCCAGAUCUGUGGAAGAUUCGCAGUCCAAUUCAUCCUCACCCAGUUACCCCAUACACCCGCAAUAUGCCCCUGCGCCUUCUCAGGUGUGCAACUACAUGUCCCCAGCAGAGAGAGGAUGGAGAGAUUACUCCCCCCUUCCUGAGAUCUCUUACAGCCAGAACCCCUACACUGCACGCUGGGACCCUGGAUAUCAGUUCAGUGGCUCCUUCUAUAGUUGCAAUGCAUCAGAUCCACAGCCCUCACCCUUCUCCCUGGACUCUAGCAUGAGAUCAUCAGAGGCCUUGGCUUUCUCAGAUUACCGCUUGCACGUGAUGGUGUUUUACCGGGAUGCUCUGGUACGAGAGGUAACAGUGAGUGGCCCAGAGGGUUGCCAGAUUGGUCCCAGCAGAGAGAUACAAGGAUAUAUUUCACCCGGCACCCCAGAAUUGGUUGAACUCCCUCAGGCUGAAGGGACAUCCCUGGAACGCGGCGUUCAGCUCUGGGUGACCCCGGAUGGGCUGUAUGCACGUCGCCGCUGCUCCUGCAGGGUGUACUGGGAUGGAGCUCAUGCGCCACCUUCUAACAAACCCAAUAAGCUAGAGAGAGACCAGACCUGUAAACUUCUGGACACCCAGCUUUUCAUAACAGAGUUGCAGAGUUACAGCCUGCACGCCCGCCCCGCUCCGCGUUCCCAAGUGCUACUGUUCUUUGAGGAUGAAGGAUCCGAUGCACAAAGAACAAAGAGGACCUACACAGUGCAGGUUGAGCCACUGUUUGCUCGACAGCUAUUCUUCCUCGCUCAUCCAGGGAGCAUGAACUAUAUUCGGACUCACGACCUUCCACACCUGAAUCCUGAACACAGCCUCACCCCAAGCCAAGAUUUCCACAGAGUCAUCACACAUCACCAUAACAACGGUCUUCAAAAUUGACGCUAAAGAGCUUUUCUCUGGCUUAACAUUGGUUUAAAAUCACAAAAUUCACACUUGUAAUUUUGAAGUGGGGCUAGCAUUGCUUUUAACCCUGGGUUAUGAAGACUUGCACCGGAUUAACAUUAAAAUGGUUUUACUGAAGAGAAAUUUUCAGAGAUUUUCAGGUUCUGUACCUGUCCAACUAAUAUGCAAAUGUGAAUGUUACCCAACGAUUUUCAAAUGUACAGUGACUUCCCAGGUUUUUAACCCAGAAUUAACAGUGCGAAACAGGGAACAAUAACCUAGGAUUAUGUUUACUCCCUUGAAAAAGAACUCAUACAUUUUAUAAGCUAAAGCUUCACUGAUAACUAACCUUGAGCUUGAAUACUCUCCACUGGGGCAUAAUCGUGUCUAAAUAAUCCAUAGAGCUAACCGACAGCCUCAGACUACAAGACUGUUGUCAAAUAUUGUUUAAUACUGAGAAUGAUUUGUUUGGUUGUGUACAUGAAUGAUUGUAUCAGAUUAUUUGAUGAAAUUACUGAAAAGAAUGUAAAUGUGCAGUCUCGCUGUGACCGAUUCCUCGCACCAGUGUUAUGUUUAAUUGAGAUGGAAUGAGACAGAAUGUAAAAUUCAAAGAACUUCAUGUAUAUAGGCUAUGUAUAUAUAGGUUGUUUUUAUUUUUUUAAAAAAUUUUUUACUGUGCCUGUUUUUUAUAAUAUAAUUGUGAAAUUUGAGUAUAUAUUUUUUUACAAUUAGC